This is a messenger RNA of Exophiala oligosperma, 636 nucleotides long. RefSeq lists its product as uncharacterized. NCBI's taxonomy places the organism in Eukaryota, Fungi, Ascomycota, Eurotiomycetes, Chaetothyriales, Herpotrichiellaceae. The coding region runs from base 1 to 636 and encodes 211 amino acids. The record is from RefSeq and is a predicted model, not a curated record. The transcript has a single exon. Gene Ontology annotation, molecular function: acyltransferase activity, transferring groups other than amino-acyl groups.
AUGAAUAAAAAGCAAGAUCUAUCAGACUUCCGACUCCGCCCAGCCACAGCAGCUGAUCGACCAGCGCUAGACGCUCUCUUCACAUCGGCAAUCGCACAAUUAUGCAGAAACCACUACACACACUUGCAAAUAUUUACCAUGGUUUCUCAAGCUACUGCGAACCGGUAUGAUAUUCUCAUCUCCAAUUCGACAUACUAUGUUGUUCAUCCUGUCAAUGAGCCAAACCACAUCGUCGCAUCUGGUGGCUGGUGGCCGCGGCGGACAAUCUACACGGAAAAAGGCUCUACGACGGCACAGGAUGAGAGGUUUGAUCCCAAGGAGUCGCCUGCGUGGAUUCGUGGCAUAUACGUACACCCAGACUAUGGACGCCGUGGUCUCGGCUUGAGAAUCGUUCGCGAGUGCGAGGCGGCUGCGAGCAGGUUCAUGCCGUUCACGACCUACGCGCUGGGCAGCACGACCAAUGCUAUUCCUCUUUACAAAGCAUGUGGAUAUAGGGUCGUCGAGCAACACGAGGUCGGCGUCACAGAUGGGGAGAGGAUGGAAGUAGCCAUGAUGGAGAAGAGGGAGGGCGCUACUAGCGUUGAGAUGGAUGAAUUCAAUCGUAAUGUUGUACUCUCCCGAGUUGAUAUCAGCUAG